AUGCGGCGCCUUAAGUGUAACCAAUUGGUGAAGGGCCCCCACCUUAAACACCUCACCACAAGUGCCAGUCCACACUACUGCCCGUAUAUGCGCGCCAAGGGAUGCCCAACCUGGAACGCAGACAGAAGGCUCAUCCGAACGUCCAUCUUCAAAGACGAUGACAUAUACAUGGACCCCCUGCAAGUUCACAACGAAGAAACGAACAAAACAAACUACCUGAACAAAGCAUCACCAGACGAAAGUGUGUACACUCGAAGCAAUGUAGGCAUGAACGCAAUACUCCUAAGGACAAAAUACAUGGACAUAAAAUGUAUUAACCAAUUAUAUAAGGAGCUACUAAAUGGAGAAAUCAAUUUCACUAAAAGAUUUACCUUCCUAACGUCCGUGACCAACGAUUCCUGUAGCCAUGGCUACAACUUAGUGGACAUGCUGAAAAUACUGGAGGUGUACCAAAAAGGGAAAAACAAAAAGUAUGCAGAUGUAAUGAAAAAGAUUCUGUAUAACAUUAAUGAUUUAAGUUACCUCAUCUUUUCAUAUAAGAAGCCACUCAUAGUAUAUUGUAAUGGCAGCGUUAGAGGCUCCGGAGGGUUUAUACCCUUCUUGGCCAACAAUAGCGCUUCCUAUUUUCACUCCUCAUAUGCUUACACCAAUUUGAAGUACUCCUUUUUGCCGUAUGGUGGCAUCUCCUACGUGUUAGCCAAUUUAAGAGGAUCCAUUGGAUUCUACUUAGCCCUAACAGGGGAGGUAAUAAAAUCGACCGACCUCAUGUGGAGCGGGUUGACCAAGCGAUGGAUAGCAGAAGACUGUCUGGAGCUGAUGGAAGUCACAUCAGAAUCGCAACUGGAAGUAUCUGAACAAGAUGCCAACCUACUCUUAGAAGAACAUUUUUUAAAAGUACCCAAAAUGUAUACCUUAAAAAAUUACGAAGAAAUCAUUCACGAACAUUUUAAGUAUCCUUCCCUAAUGCAAAUUAUGGCUAAGCUAGAUGCUUCAAGAAAAAAAAGCAAUCCUGAUGAACGGGUUCGCCUCUGGGCAGAAAAGACAUACCAACAGAUCUCUUCACAACCUCCCAUCGCGGCACAUAUAACUUUUGAAAUGCUACAUCUACUUAGAACACACAAAAUGGAACUACUUAAAAAAGCCCAAGUAACAAAAAAGAUAUACAAUCAAAUGAUACAAAACAGUUACAAAGUGGUCCCAACCACCAAGGAAGAAGUAAGCUUGGCUGAACUCAAAUUCACAAUUGAUUCAGAGCUCCUCUUAAAAGCAUUAAACAUUGAAACCAAUGCCAUAGCAAAUUUCAUUUCCUGUCCGGAUGUCCUCAAUGGAAUAACCUCCUACUUGGUGAAAGACACAGAUCACUCCUUCAAAUGUACCUACCUCAAUAACUCCAUUCUCGAGAUCAAAAAGGAUAUUAUACAUUACUUCCUCUAUUACAAAAAUGAUUACGAGUUUGCUGUGCAUGACAGAUCGGAUAUAAGCUUCUCCAGCCUCAGCACCCUGGAUCGGUGCAACCAACCGUUUGGUGCACGCGAUCGCCACUUUUACGCACAGCAGAGAAAACGAUGGAGCGAUGACUACCUCAAGGAUGAACUCAACGAGAUGGACAAACUGGUCCUAUGA
Molecule: messenger RNA, 1623 nt
Organism: Plasmodium fragile
Lineage: Eukaryota; Apicomplexa; Aconoidasida; Haemosporida; Plasmodiidae
Exons: 2
Coding region: 1-1623 (540 amino acids)
Cellular component (GO): mitochondrion
Molecular function (GO): hydro-lyase activity
Source: RefSeq, a predicted model, not a curated record